Molecule: messenger RNA, 9542 nt
Organism: Antechinus flavipes (yellow-footed antechinus)
Lineage: Eukaryota; Metazoa; Chordata; Mammalia; Dasyuromorphia; Dasyuridae
Gene: CAMK2B
Product: calcium/calmodulin dependent protein kinase II beta
Exons: 24
Coding region: 346-2361 (671 amino acids)
Biological process (GO): protein phosphorylation
Cellular component (GO): neuron projection; cytoplasm
Molecular function (GO): calcium/calmodulin-dependent protein kinase activity; calmodulin binding; ATP binding
Source: RefSeq, a predicted model, not a curated record
CUCCCGCGUGUAGGUGUGUGGCACACACGCAGCGAGCAGAUCUCGCGUUGCGCUGCCCAGAGCCAGCCCCCCAGCCUCCGGCCCCCCGCCUGGAGCGGAGGUGUCACUCUCUGCCCGCGCUGCUGCUGCUGCUGCUUCUGCCGCCGCCGCCGCCGCCGCUGCGGGGCUCAGCCGGAGCUUGAGCCCGAGCCUGAGUCCGAGUCCGAGCCGGAGCCGGAACAGCUUGACGGCUACACCGCGCUUCUCCCGGAGCCCUGCGCCGCCACCGCCGCCGCCGAGAGCCUGAGCCCAGAGCGCGCAGCAGGGGAAGCGGCAGCUCUCAGAGCCCUCUCCGCGGCCGCAGCGAUGGCCACAACCGUGACCUGCACCCGCUUUACCGACGAGUACCAGCUCUAUGAAGAUAUUGGCAAGGGGGCUUUCUCAGUUGUACGACGCUGUGUCAAACUUUGCACUGGACAUGAGUAUGCAGCUAAGAUCAUCAAUACCAAGAAGCUCUCUGCAAGAGAUCACCAGAAGCUGGAGAGGGAGGCCCGGAUCUGCCGUCUCCUGAAGCACUCCAACAUUGUUCGUCUCCAUGACAGCAUCUCCGAGGAAGGCUUCCACUACCUCGUGUUUGAUCUAGUCACUGGUGGAGAGCUUUUUGAAGACAUUGUGGCAAGAGAGUACUACAGUGAAGCCGACGCCAGUCAUUGCAUCCAGCAGAUCCUGGAGGCUGUUCUCCAUUGCCACCAAAUGGGGGUCGUCCACAGAGACCUCAAGCCAGAGAACCUCCUCUUGGCCAGUAAGUGCAAAGGAGCCGCAGUGAAACUGGCAGAUUUUGGCCUGGCCAUCGAGGUGCAGGGGGACCAGCAGGCAUGGUUUGGUUUUGCGGGCACUCCUGGCUACCUGUCCCCAGAAGUUCUGCGCAAAGAAGCUUAUGGAAAGCCUGUGGAUAUCUGGGCUUGUGGUGUGAUCCUCUACAUUCUGCUUGUGGGCUAUCCUCCAUUCUGGGAUGAAGAUCAGCACAAACUUUAUCAGCAGAUCAAGGCUGGAGCUUAUGAUUUCCCAUCCCCUGAGUGGGAUACUGUCACUCCUGAAGCCAAAAACCUUAUCAACCAGAUGUUAACCAUCAACCCUGCAAAAAGGAUCACAGCUCAUGAGGCCCUGAAGCACCCAUGGGUCUGCCAACGCUCAACCGUGGCCUCAAUGAUGCACAGGCAGGAGACUGUGGAGUGUCUCAAGAAAUUCAAUGCCAGGAGAAAGCUCAAGGGGGCAAUCCUUACCACCAUGCUGGCAACACGAAACUUCUCAGUGGGCAGACAGACCACCGCUCCGGCCACAAUGUCAGCUGCGGCCUCCGGUGCCACCAUGGGGUUGGUGGAACAAGCUAAGAGCUUACUGAAUAAGAAGGCGGAUGGAGUCAAGCCCCAGACGAACAGCACCAAAAACAGCGCGGGUGUCACCAGCCCCAAGGGGACGCUCCCUCCUGCCGCCCUGGAGCCUCAAACCACCGUUAUCCAUAACCCAGUGGACGGGAUUAAGGAAUCAUCAGACAGCACCAACACCACCAUAGAGGAUGAAGACACUAAAGUCCCCAGGAUCUCUGAUAUUCUAAGCUCGGUGAGGAGGGGUUCAGGGCCCCCGGAAGCUGAGGGGCCCCAGCCAGCUAUGCCCCAGCCAUGUCCGUCUCCAUCUCUCCUAAGCUCCCUGCCUGUCCUGUCCCCCAGGAUCUCUGACAUUCUAAGCCCAGUGAGAAGGGGUUCAGGGCCCCUGGAAGCCGAGGGGCCACAACCGGCCGUCCCCCAGCCUUGUCCGUCUCCGACUUUCAUGAGCCCCCUGCCAUUCCCAUCCCCCAGGAUUUCUGACAUUCUAAGUCCAGUGAGGAGAGGUUCAGGGACACCGGACGCUGAGGGGCCCCAGCCAGCUGUGCCCCAGUCCUGUCCAUCUCCAUCUCUCCUAAGCCCCCUGCCCACCUCAUCUCGCAAGCAAGAAAUUAUCAAGAUCACAGAGCAACUGAUAGAGGCUGUCAAUAAUGGGGACUUUGAGGCCUAUGCGAAAAUUUGUGAUCCAGGCCUGACCUCAUUUGAACCUGAAGCUCUUGGCAACCUUGUAGAAGGGAUGGACUUCCACAGAUUCUACUUUGAGAAUUUGCUCGCCAAGAACAGCAAGCCCAUCCACACCACCAUCCUGAACCCCCACGUGCACGUCAUUGGCGAGGACGCCGCCUGCAUCGCCUACAUCCGUCUCACGCAGUACAUCGAUGGGCAGGGCCGACCCCGCACCAGCCAGUCAGAGGAGACCCGCGUCUGGCACCGCCGCGACGGCAAGUGGCAGAACGUCCACUUCCACUGUUCAGGUGCACCUGUGGCCCCGCUGCAGUGAAGAACCAGUACAUCCUUUUGUGGUUUCAUCCUGACGGAGACGGUGAUUGGAGCGGAGCCGCCACUCGCCGGGUGGUAGCGCCCACCGCGUCAGCAUGCUCGUGUCUGCCUCGUCCCUCCCUCCCCUGGUGCCUGUGUCUGCAGAAAACAAGACCAGAUGUGAUUUCUUUUUAAAAAACAAACAAACAUACAAACAAACAAACAAACAACCGGCAACUACAACAACGACAACAAAAAGCAACCAAUGAAAUGAGGAAAAAAACCCACCACGAUACAAAAAACGAAACCAAGAAAAAAAGCUGUAAAAAUCACUGGCGUUUGUGGGGCUUCAAAACCAACCAGCUGCUCCUCCCGUCCACAGCUCCAUGUGUGUGUCUGUCCGUCUGUUCCUCGACUGUCUUGGGUGACCAGAUGUUGCAAUGAAAAUGUCCACAAGGCUCCACCCCCUUUGUUGACCCCCAUGUUGAACGGUGUUAGUUUGUUAGAUGAAAAAAAAAAAAAAACACACACAAAACCCACAAAAAAAAAAAAAAACACAAAAAAACAAAAAAACAAACAAAAAAAAAACUAAGGUAUUUUGCAUUCUCUCUGCCAACGCAUGGGCCUUUGCCAGUGGUGUACUUGCACGUGGCCAUCGUGAGCUGUUACUGUUUGUCUUUUCAGGGACGUGGGGCUGCUGGCUCCAGGUUUUCCUUUGCCUUUUCCCUCUAGUUGUGCCUGCGGGUUGCUGUCACUCUUUCCUUCCUUCCACCCAACAUUCUUUCUUUGGUUGAGGAGGAAAGAGGCAUCUCUGGGCUCUGUCCCUUCUGUGCCAGGCAGAUUUCUGGUCAGCAACAUGUCCAGUGUUAUUGGAAAGUGACUUCCCGGCUCCGGAUGGGUUAAGAUCCCGGCACUCACACUAGGGGACAUCCCUUGCUCUUGUCAUCCCCCCUCAACUAAUGGGCCUGUGUCAAGAACCUCCUUGUGCCAUGUUGACCUCGUCUCUUACUCUGAAGCCUUGAAGGCUGGUGAUGGCAUGAAGGGCGAGCAGCUCUGGGUGAGGAUUGUGAAGAGUGCUGAGGGGCAUGGCUGGGAGAGGGGAAAAAGAUGGGGGCUGGGACAUAUAGGGGUACGAGAAUCCUGGUCCUUUGGAACCCCGAUUUUGUAGGUGUCUGCUGGCCCAGGAGUGGGGGGAGCUUGGGCCAGCCAGCUCCCAAGUGUCCAAGAGAGUAUGCUAAUCUCACAGAAAGGGGAACUCCAUCUUCUGGAGACAAAGCAUCAUCUCCUAUCAACUCUCCUUUCCUCUCCUUAGCCCUAACAACUUCACAGAUGGGAAGCACAGCCAGAGAAAUUAGCAGACCCUGGGCUGUGCCCCCAGGGCCUUUGUAACCUCUUCAGUUUAACCAGGAUCUUAAUUCCUUCCCCUUAACUGACAGAGACAACUCAGGAGCCAAGACUCCCAAAUAACCAGCUAUAGAAAAUGAGGGCUUUGGACCCUCAGGAAAUAAUCUUUCUUCUUGCCUUGGUGGAUAUUGAAAGCAGCUUCUGCUUCUUCCCUCUGUUUGGUUGGUCUCUGCACAGUAGACAGUGAAUGUAUUGACAGCUUUGUGGCGGCUCCUCUGAAUUUCGAUCCAGAGAAAUUUGUUUCCUCCUUUAUUUCUCUCUGACCCUUUAUAGGGGCAUUCCAAUCUCUCCUCCUAUCAGGAUAAGAAUUGGCAGUUCAGAAAGGUUACAUACAGACUUAGGCCUUUCUUCCUCCUGCUAUCCCAGCCCCUGAAAUGGGGGUAAAGAGGUUGUUAUUUUUCUUUAUGUUAUCCCUUUCCCAACCUAGGUGAAUCUGAUAGGUCUUGUGGAGGACUAUCCAGAGGUAUUGUGUGCUCUCCUAUGGAGAGGCCCCCGGCAUUAUGGGAUGGAGGAAAUCUGGGGGGUGGGGUAAGGCCAGUUUCCACCUCUACUCCCCCACCCUAUCCCCUUCACUGAAGGUGAAAGAGGAGGGAAUCUUGUAACUGACAAUUGGAAGCAAUCUAAGACCAAGCAGUUAUUUCCUCAAAUUCUCUCCAGUAGAGGAGUAAGGAUCUGAACUCUGCAAGAACCUAGCUAGAUUGUGGGGAGUUCCCUAGAGAAAAAAGGACAGGUCAAGAUAGAACAGUGAAUCUAACAUUAGACCAAUGAGCCCUGUCAUUGAUUUCCCUGGCCUGUGGUUGGAGUUUACAGAGUGGUCAUCUCUGGAUGGAGAAUCGGUGGCUGGCUACAGUGUGGCCCUGGCAACUCCAGAGAAUCCCGGGAAUAGGUGAAUAGUGUCUGGAUUUCUUGGGAGCCAGAACUGAAGGAUGGUUGUGAGGGAGAUGCUGCCUUUGGUGACAUGGCCAUCUGCAUAUAAUCCCUGAGAGAGCAUCACUUGCCACUGGGGCUGGUAGGAUGCAGUGAGCCAUAUCCAUUAAGUAGGAAAUGGAGUCGUCUUGUUGUUUACAUGAUGGGUGCUCAACAAAUUCUUUAAGGAUGGCUGCUGCUGAAUUGAUUGGUAUCAACAACCACUUGAUAUAUUUAUUAAUGACCUACUGUCUUCAAGGAUGAUGUUGAUGGAUUAGGAAGGAACAGGUUCAGAAAACAUAAAAAAUACAAUGGGGAUGAAUGGCUUUCUUCUUGGGAACUUCAGCUGCCAAACUUGAAUUGGAAAAUUAAAGGGAAGAUGCUGGUCUAGGCCCUAUUUUCAUUUUCCCCUGGCAUUAAGAGAAUAUUGCAAGGAAUUCCCACCAUGGAAAUCAGGGACUUGAGACAGGAAUGGUUCUAGGGCUAUCUGGCAAGGUCAGAGAAGACACACAUCAGUCUAUAAAACCUGGGCUCAAUGGUGAAAACAUCAGGAGUUUGAGAGAGUUCGAAACUGACCCUCAGAUAAAAUAUGAGAAAGAUAAGUUGAGAACUGGAUGUCUGCUCUUAAUCUGACUUUGGGAAGUGAACAUUGUGAUUCUUAUGCUGAAGGUAAGCAGUACCGGAGAUGGGGAUGGCCUUCAUGGCAUCCUUUAGUCUGCUUCCUACCCUAGCCUUGAAAUCUCAGAGCCUCCUUUCAGCCUCCAAUGUAGAUCUCCUCAUUCCCUGGCUGCUAUGUUUGGUCUGAAAUAGCAUACUUUCCUUGGUCUUCAUCAAUUAUUAGAAGCAGAAUUAAUGUGAGAAGAAUUCAUGGGCUCCUGCCCUCACCUGGUGUAUUGUUCUGAUACUUGUCCCUUUGAUCCAAUCUAACAAGUAUUUAUUAGGUACCUAAAUGUGCAGGAGGCAUUGUACUAGGCACCAAAGUUACCAAGACAAAACAAAAACAGAUCCCUGUCCUCGAGAAGCAUAAGGGAGAAGGGAUUUCAGCCAAGCAUGGAAAGUUAUCUUUUAGCCAGGCAGUUCCCAGAAGGAGAGGUGAGAAGGAAGAAGAAGAAGAAAGGAAGCUAGAAGGAAGUGAGAGAGAACAGAUGGCCAUGGGGAUGAUCCAGACUCAGGAUCAGCCAAAUCAAUAGUACAGUAUCUGGCCUGAGGAAAAGGAGGCUGCUUAGGUCAGUCUAGGGCCCCUGAGGAUGAGACUGUGGGCUGAGGUGGCUGUUCCUCCUCCCCCAUGGCUAGGAAAAAUUCAGCUCGAAUAAUGCUCCGGCAUCUCUUUUUGUAUUAAUUUUGCAAAUGUGGACAGUCCUUCCUCAAAGAGUUUGUGUUGAGGAUGCAUCCAGACCUCAGGAAGGUGAAGCAAAGACAGCACAAUGGCAGGCAGGACACAAAAGUUCAAGGCUUCUGCCUAGCUUCAUUGACUCAUUCAUACCUUGACUCAAGGUUUGGGGUGGGGGGUGGGGGGAUGGCUGAUAAUGGAGAGAAUUGAUUCUCUUUGGCUAAAAAUGUUGAGUUGCUCAGGGAUGAGUGCCCCAGACUUGGGACAGUUGGUGGGCUGAUUGAGCUGUUGAUGGUGAAUUCUGGUCCCAUCCUUUACCCAAUCCAUUUGGUAUAGCAAUUCCUUAGCUGAUCCAGUGAGCGUCCAUCUAUCUGAUAACUACUUUUGCCUAGGCCAGAGACUUUUUUAGGGGAAGGGGGGUUAGUUUUGCAGGAGAGUUUUCCUCCUUGCCAUGCAAAGUGCCAUCCUUAACUCAGUGGAAGUAUUUUUUGGUGGCCAUCUGCACUGGGGAAGAAAACAGAUAACUGUUUAAAGAAAGGUUUGUGGGCAGUGAUGAAGUAUGGGCCAGAAGUUAAGUGUAGAAGGAAGAGAGGGAUCUCAGGUGUGACGGGUUGAAAGCCAUCAGGUGGCAUAGUUUAACUAUGGCAGUCCUUCCCUGGCUAUUGAUGCAGCGCUAGGAGCACCAGAAGGUGAGAAACACGGUGUAAGGAAGCAGCCAUAGAUGUCGUGCCAUCUGCUGUUCUCAGAGGAGUCCAAUCUGGUCUGGCUUAUCUCUGAUUCAGAGAUUCUCAGAAAUACUCUACAGUGAAAUGAAGGGCCUGGAAAGGUCUGUGAUUCUUAUGUCCACUCUAGAGUGGACCCUUGGCUAGGCCAAAACUAAGGUCCUUUGAACUAGAUUACCAAGUGAUUCUGGGCUAAGAGACUGUAGUGACUACCUUCAGGUCCACAUGGCCGUUUAGAGUUUGAAAGGAAAUGAGGGUGGGUUGUUUACUGCACCACUUUUUUAUUAUCCUUUAAAGACCCAAAAGUUUCAAUCAGCCUGGCUUCCUUUGACCAAGAAGGCUCCCCAUGUCUUAGAACAAAUGACAGGUCUAAAAUAAUAGGCUGGAAACUUGACAGUAGGGGUGAAGGAACUAUUCCUGACACUCAUGUCAAUCAUCUAUGAACAAAACAAAAAACAAAUGCAUAGGCCACUUCUCCAUAUUCUUUGUUCCCAGAUUAAGUCAACUCUACUCCUAGAGGCCAUGGGCACCUCUAUGAGCAAAGUGUUCACAGAAACUCAGUUUGAGUUAGUUCCUGGGAUAUUGAUCACUUUAAUAUCAACCCACAUGCAUAUAAAUGUACAUACAUACAUAUACAUAUACAGAAAUGCUUUUGUUCAUAAACAUGUCCAUAUUCAUACAUGGGCUUGAGUAAUGAUUUCAAAAUGCACUUUUCAGAUACUCCAACAUGUUUUUAAUUAAAAACAUACAUCCUGGGGAGUUUUAAAUUGAAGACUGAAGUACAGUCUGGUAAGGAUGGGAUAGAUAUCAUCUCCAAAAAGAUUAAAAAUCAUUUCCGGACAGAAAGUAUCACCGUUUGAACAAUAUUGUUCAUUUUGUUCAUUGGAGUCUCAAGGCACAAGCAGGUGGUAUACCUAGGGAGCCAGCAGUCACGAUCAGGUAUAAACUAUCUCCUUUCCACACAACCAGCAAACUUCAUUCAUUACUAUAGCACAGUCAUAAAGGCCCUUUGGAAUGAUUGUAAAUAUUUGUUACAUAGACUUCCAUUUUAUCUCGCAGAAAAUUGAGAAAGCUAUUUUGCCAGAAAGCUACUUUGGCACUAGGGAUCCCAGCAAUUCCUUCAUCCUCUAACUACAAUUCUAUCCCUUCAGAUUCCUUUCUUUUCCCUGAACCACCUGCAGAUCUCUGGGUGAGGUAGAGGUUAAACUUCCUAACUCGUUUCACCCCUCCCAACCCAAAUGUAUUCCUAAUGUUGAGCAUACACUUGAGCUGGUUGAGGCACUGUUGUAUUUUGAUGUACCUGUUGUGAGUGGGUGAUAGAAUUGGUGGACACUUUCUAGAGGUUAAGGAGUAAGCUCUGACCACAUUACCUGGAUCAUCAGGAAGGAGAUUUCCUGGAGGGAGAAAUAGUCUGGAACUGAGCUCAUAAAGGAGUUUGAAGUUUGUAGAUAACUUGAAAAUAUAACCUAAAAGGGCCUAAUGAUGAAUGGAUGACCAGAUGGAUGGAUGGAUGGAUGAAUGAAUGGAUGGAUGGAUGGUGAACUAGAGAAGAGGCUAGGGUAAUGCCUUAAUUUUCCAUGGUUAGUAAAGGGGGGACUAUGUGUAGCUUGUUAGACGGGGUUUUCCCUCUAUCUGGACGGGGCCUGAUUUUCCUAUUUAGUUUGUAUGUGUUCUCUUCUGGGGAAGAAUGAGUUGGCAAGGUGCCCCAACAGAUGGAUAGAAGUUAUAUAAUGGAAUAAUGCUGUUUGAUGGAAUAAUUAGAUGAUGAUGGAGGCUGGGAGGGACAGAGCUGCUAAGACAGGGGCACCAGAGGGUUGAGGACAGAGUAGGAGGGGAGAAGAUCUGGAAUCAAUUAACUCAAAGGAACUACAAAUUGGAUUAAAUCAAUUGAAUUUAAUCCUGAGUUAAGAGGCAUUCCUCACUGGCCACAUUUUUGCCCCAUCCCUAGAAGCCACUCAGACACCCCCUAACAAUUCACUUUUAAUUUAAGUAUAGAUUUCUUUUUCUUUCCCUCUAAAUAAAGCAAAGUGAGAGGAAAGAGGAGGAAGAGGGAUGGGUUAUCAGGUGGUCCCUGUUUGAGAGUAGAACAGAACUCCGAGCCAAUGGAAAAGAGAUCUGGCACACAAGCUCUUUCAGUGGCAAACCCACAAUGGAUACCCAUUUCAAAAUCAACAACAAAAUGACUGUAAGAUGCUAGAUUGCCAUCUUGUGACUGGCAGGGUUUUCCCUUAAUUCCCUUAAGUAACUGAAUAAAAGUUCCCCGGAUGAGAGGACACUAGGCGUUCCUGCCUGGAGCCAAGUCUGGGCUGGGAGCUUCUGGGGUAAGAGGACCAUCAGUUCUGCUCACCCCCUAACAAAGUGUGUGACCCAGCAUUUGGCAGCAAAGGGGACCACGGAAAGCCUGUCCCACCUCCUACCCUCUUGUGUCCUGGGGCCUCUUCACUCUCCUUUACCAGUCAUCUUGUUAUAACUAUGGAGCUGCGUGUCUGGGGUUAUUUGGGGAUUUGGGGGGGGGGGGGAGGGAGGAGGGGUAAUUUUUUUUUUUUUGCAUGACCUCUAAAGAGAAAAAAAAAAACAUAUAAAUCCAUUGAUAGCUAGGUAUACAUAACUUUUGGCAUGUGUAUAUCUAUCUAUCCUGAGGAAGAGAACUUGAUGAAAGAUGAGCACUCUGCUCCAUGAAUGCUAGGGGAUCUUUCCUCUUUUCUGACUUUCUCUUCUUUCUUUUUGCUGAGUUUCAUUGUCUUUUCUUUCUGAGCCUUGUAAGUGUAAAAACAAAAAUGAUUCUUAUUUUGUUCUGUCUCGGGAAACUGCAAAUAAAACAAAACAAAAAAAUGGGACAAA